This is a messenger RNA of Passer domesticus (house sparrow), 5245 nucleotides long. RefSeq lists its product as uncharacterized. The record is from RefSeq and is a predicted model, not a curated record. The coding region runs from base 447 to 4994 and encodes 1515 amino acids. Lineage: Eukaryota; Metazoa; Chordata; Aves; Passeriformes; Passeridae. Gene Ontology annotation, cellular component: membrane. The transcript is spliced from 31 exons.
UUUUUGACAGCAACACACCCACUGCAGCAGAGCACAACUGAAACUGCUGAGGGCUUCCGAAUGCAAUGGAAACCGUCUAAUAUUUGUGAAAACCCAAUAAUAUAACACGCACUUUUUACACCAACACACCCACCGCAGCAGAGCACAACUGAAACUGCUGAGGGGUUCCGAAUGCAAUGGAAAUCAUCUUUACUAUUUGCAAAAAGCCAAUCAUGUAACACGCAUUUUUCACACCAGCACAGCAGAACGCAACCAAAACUGCCAAGGGGUCCUGAAUACAAGGGAAACCAUCUUUAAUAUUUGGGAAAAGCCAAUCAUGUAACACGCAUUUUUGACAGCAACACACCCACCGCAGCAGAACACAGCUGAAACUGCGAGGGGUCCUGAAUGCAACAGGAACCAUCUUUAAUAUUUGCAAAAAGCCAAUGAUAUAACACACAUUUUUCAUGCCAACACGCCCACCGCAGCAGAACACAGCUGAAACUGCCGAGGGGUUCCGAAUGCAACGGAAACCGUCACGCAGCACCUGCCAACCGUUGCGGGUGCAGCUCGUUGCAAACUGCUCGCUUGCUCUGCUGCCAUCCCGCCGAGCCCAAGCUGGAGGGAGCAGCAGGACCCUGGCCAUGAGGCUGGUCUCGGGCUUGGGCAGGGCCCUGCGGGCCCGGCGGGGCCCGGGGGAGAAGCAGGCCCAGCGGCCCAGAGGCAAGCGCAGGCCGGAGAAGCCCAGCAAGGCCCGGGAGUUCGCCCGCAGCCUGGGCGGCCUCGCCCUGGGCCUGCUGCUGGCCAGCGUUUAUGGGGCCCUGGUGCUGCUGGUGCAGGGCCACAACGUCUGGUACUGCCUGAGCAUCACCGUCCUCAUGGGCGCCGCGCUGGGCCUGGGCAUGGCCUUCUCCAUGAAGAUACGGAUGAUCGUGCUGCUGGCACUGCCGCAUUUCUUCACCAAGGAGGGGAAGAUGGUGGUCAUGAUGCUGGCGCUGUGCCUGACCUUGCAAGGCCCUGGCACCAAUCUCCUGCAAAACGUCUCCCAGGUCGCCAAGGCGCUGUCAUGUGGGGCUGAACUGGCCCAAAACCAGACAGCUGAGAGAGUGCAACGUGCCAAGGAGCCACUGCUGAACAUGCAGAGGAAAAUCAAGGAGAUUGGCCAGAAUGCCAAGGUGCUGGGUGACCGUGUCCGUAAGUUCGUCCGCUCCAUCAUCGACUCCACCAGACACAUUGCCCGGGCCCUGCGCACCGUUUGGCUGUGGCUGUCGAGGGCUGGCAACAUCUGCAACCGUGAGCUGGGGGAUCCCAAGACCAGCUGCUUUCGCUACAUGGACAGGGCCAAGGACAGGUGUGAGCGCGCCCUGCCCGUCCUCUUCCACAUCUGCUACGUGGUCCUCAGCUUCAAGGCGCUCUGCGGCGUGAUCAGUACUUUUACUUUCUUGUUCUGCACCAUCCCAGCGUACAUCCAGAGCUUCAUCCGGGCCAGCGUGGCAGCUCCCCUCACGGAUGCCCUGAACCGUGUCCGCGCCGAGUUUGAGUUCAACAUCUCGGUCACGCACCACUUCAGCGUCAACCUCAACGCCAGCAAGAGCCUGGGCGAGGUGUCUGCCGAUAUAAUGGAGGCCGUGCAGCACAGCAUGGAGCCCUACCACCGUGCCCUGGAGCUCUUCUCCUACGUCUCCUUCUUGGUCGUGCUCUUCUUGUGGUACCGCGCGGUUCGCUACCGGCGCCUCUACCUGCGGGACGACACCUUCGACAACGUUUACAUCACGCGGCGCUUCGUGGAGAUGGACCUGCGCUGUGCGGAGCAGGGCAAGCCCACCGUGCUGCCCCUGUCGGGGCGGGAGAGGGGCCGCUACAUCCCCCCAGGUGCUCUGUGGCUGUCAAAGGCGGAGCGACAGCAGUACGGGCUGCAGCUCUUUUCGUUCCUGCGCCAUACGCUGCUGGGGUUCAGCAUCCUCCUGGCUGACUACACCAUCUUCUGGCUGCUUGGCCUGUUCCGGCACCAGCUGAGCGCCGAGAUCGUUGCCAGGGCGCCGUCGAUAAUGACCAUCAGCGUCAACGGGACUGGCUACACCAGCGAGAUCUACCAGGAUCUGGUCUCUGCCUUCAACGCGCUGCAGGAGGGCGAGGUCUCGGUGCUGUCCCAGGUCUGCCUCAUCGAGCCCAUGGAGCCUGACCACGGCACCUACAUCACCAUAGGAAUCCUGUACGGUAUCUGGCUCUUCAUCUCUGUCUUCGGUUCCUACCUGGCACGCCUGCGCCGGGCAGUGUGUGCUUACUACUUCCCAACCCGUGAGCAGGAGCGCCUGACCUACCUCCACAACAUCAUCCGGGCACGGCGGGAAUGGGCGCUGUUUGCCCUGAGCCAAGUGGGCACACGACAAUUGGAAGAUACUGGGAAAAGCAGGUUCUUCCUUAUCCUCAUCUCCAGGUGCCCUCUCCUAGCUCGCCUCGCUCGCCGCGUGGGCAUCCAGCGCAAACACUGCCUGACCUGUGGGGCAGAAGAGAAGCCAGAUUUCACCGCCUGCAUCACACCCAACUGCAAAGGGCUGUAUUGCAGCCAGUGCUACAAAACCAUGAACAACAUCUGCUCCGUCUGCAAGGCCCCCCUGAGCUACCCGGCCACCGGGGACGAGGAGCGGGACUCGAGUGACGAGGAGGAGACAGUGGGGCUGCGGCUGGGCGCUGCGCGGGCGCCGCAGGGCCAGGAGCGAGGGCGGCGGCUGCUGCAGCGCAUCAGGGACAUCCUCAAGGGCCGGGGGCUCCCCUUCAGAACGGCCAGGAGGCUGCAGGAGCAGCUGGAGGAGGAGGAGAGAGAGGGGCUGCUCUCCAGACCCGACUUUGACGACGAGGAUCAAGCUGCGCCAAGGGACAGCGAGCUGCAGGAGGUGGUGGUCGCAGAGACCCCCAGCCGCGUUCCCUCUCCAUCGGAGCAUCCCACGGGCACCAACCCCGGAGCGGAACCCCGUGCUCGGAAACGUCCCAACUCCACCCUGAAGCGAGUGGUGGUCGCGGUGCUGCCCGGCCCGUGCAGCCGCUUCCUCUGGAGCCGGCCCGACCAGUAUCGCUGCAGGAAAGCCUUCCUGGGAGCCGGCUUCGGGAUGCUCCUCGGCUUCGGGCUCUGCCACCUCCUCAUCAUGCCUCUGGACGUGUCAGAGACGCGGAAGCUGAAUCUUACCUGGUGGCUGACCGUCAUGACUGCCCUGGGCUGGGCCACGUCCCCCCACUUUCGCUGUGCCAACCUGCUGAUGGUGCCCAAGUUCCUGGGAAAGGAGGGUCGGCUCUACGUUGUCUCCUUUGUCUUCGCUGCCAUCUACAACGGGCCCGUGGCCAACCUCUGGUACAACCUGAUGGAGACGAAGCGCUCGAUGGAGUGCGUGGUGGAGCUCCAGGUGAACCACACGGGAAUUCUCUGGAAGGCAUCUACAGCCCCCCUGCGCCAGGUCAUGGAGCAGCUGGUGGAGAGCGCGGAGACGCUCAACUCCGAGAUACACAACGUCUCCCGAGCCUUCGUGGACCUGAACGAGCAGGUGGCCAACGACGAAGGCUACGACCUGAAGCAACGCCCAGGCACGGGCACAGAGAGAGCCCCCAGCACCCAGGAGCUCUACGCGACAAAGACCAAACUUCGCUGUGAAACUGUGAUCCAGAUGGGCCUGGUGCGCUGUACAUCACACUUCUACAGAAUGUACAAGAAAUGCAUGACACAAGUGAGGCUGCCCCUCUUCAACCACCUCAUCUGCCUGCCCAUGCAGUUUGGGUUCCUCUGCCACAUGAUCAAAUUCAUGAGGCGCUGGUGUGAGAAGAGGAUCCCCGUGGAUGGGAACUUUGGGCACAUGUACGACCAGGUGAACGACUCCGUCAACAGCCUCAGCCAGGAGUUCAGCGCCAGCAUCACCUACCAGGAGGAGCACCACAAGAUGCUGGUGGGCGCCGAGGUGGCGGCGCAGCUGCGGGAGGACGUGACCUCGCAGCUGCAGCAGGAAGGCGCCCGCCUGGGCCUGGCCGUCUCCUUCUUCCGCCUGCUGCUGUCCUUCACCUUCCUCUUCGUCUUCUUCUCGGCUUUCCACUACACCUAUAAGUACUGUCACAAAAUCGGCUUUGACAACUGCUACAUCACCACCUAUUUCCGCCAAAUCGAUGCCCGGCGCAGAGAGCAGAACAAGCAGACGUUGCUGCCCCUGCUCAAGGAGGAGGCCUCGUCUUUCAUCUUCCCGUGCAAGCCGGCCCUGCAGCGGCCUGAGCGGCUGCACAUGGUGAUGGAGCUGCUCAGGUGCAUCCCACUCCUGCUCUUGCUCCUCUUUGUCUGUGGCCUGGACCACUUCAUCUUCACCGUUCUCAGCGUCAUCCAGCAUCAUUCCUUCAUCGAGUAUUCCUACCAAACCAGCCACCACUUGUCCGUGAACGUGAUGGGCACAUCCCUGAUGGCACAGCUGCUGCGGGGCACCAUCGGGGCCCUCAACACCUCCCACGACACCGAAGUGGAGACCUCCAACCUCGCCUGCCUGCCACAGCCCACGAGGAUGACGAGGCAGCAGUACGUGAGCACCUGCCUGCCCCUGGGCGCACUGGCCCUGCUCUGCCUGGCCCAGGUGUACCCGUUCCGCCUGCGCCGCGCCAUCGCUGCCUUCUACUUCCCCAAGAGGGAGAAGACUCGAGUGCUGUUUUUGUACAACAAGCUGCUGCGGCAGCGGAAGAAUUUCUUGUACCUGCAGCGCGGGCGCGUGGCCCGGCAAGCCCGGCAGCCGCCCGAGCUGGGGACGGUGCUGCUGCGGCGGUGCCGCCGGCGCUGGCCUUGGCUGCGCCGCUGCUUGCGCCAGAAGUGCACCUUGUGUGGGACCCCCGAGACCCCCCAGCACCAGCCCUGCCCCAAUCCCGACUGCUUUGCCCUGUACUGCGAGUUGUGCUGGAAGUUGGUGGGGGCCACCUGCCUCGCCUGCGGCCCUGCAGACCCCGACCUCGCCCAGGAGAGCAGCGAGGAUGAGGAGGAGGAGGGAUACGCGGGAUGAAGACAGGUUGCCCAGCCCUGCUCUCUGCCCAGAGCAGUAAAUAAAUCAAAUACCUCGCCCUGUGGUGAAAGAACCUGUUCUGGGACAGCACCACCCCCCCGUGGCUCGGAGCCUUUAAAUCUCCUUCCCGGGAAUUCUUCCAGCUUGGUGAACAGAAGGAAGAGAUGAGACAGAAGAGAGCAAGUGAGGAAUUCUACAAUGAAUAACAGCAACGCCAAUCCUUAUAAAUAUAAAUCCCACUGGCAACAUCA